AUGCAAAGCACCCAACAGGUAGAAAGCCUUAACAGAAUUAUCAAAGAUAAAGUUAGUGCAAAAAUGAUACUCUUUAAUUUAGGCAAAUCUAUUCAAACUAAACUUGAAUGUGAAGUACAACAUCAAUGGUUAUCAGAAUAUAAAAAUGUACUACCUACUCGAGAACUUCUGACCAUUUCAACUCAUGAAUAUUUAGAAGAGUAUCUUGAAGACGAAUAUGAUACAUUACAAGCUUCACUCGAAACUAUUGUAAAUAUG
Molecule: messenger RNA, 258 nt
Organism: Racocetra persica
Lineage: Eukaryota; Fungi; Glomeromycota; Glomeromycetes; Diversisporales; Gigasporaceae
Source: the annotation of a GenBank genome assembly